This is a messenger RNA of Lontra canadensis (Northern American river otter), 2558 nucleotides long. RefSeq names its product SET domain containing 6, protein lysine methyltransferase (gene SETD6). The transcript has 9 exons. The record is from RefSeq and is a predicted model, not a curated record. Gene Ontology annotation, molecular function: protein binding; protein-lysine N-methyltransferase activity. Gene Ontology annotation, cellular component: nucleus. Lineage: Eukaryota; Metazoa; Chordata; Mammalia; Carnivora; Mustelidae. The coding region runs from base 32 to 1384 and encodes 450 amino acids. Gene Ontology annotation, biological process: peptidyl-lysine monomethylation.
CGUAGACCUCCUGACGCGCGCGGCCUCGGCAAUGGCGACGGAGGCGAAGCGCCGGCGGGUGGCGGGGCCUGUGGGCUGCAGCGACGCGGACCCGGACCCGGUGGCCGGUUUCCUGAGCUGGUGUCGGCAGGUUGGGCUGGAGCUGAGUCCCAAGGUGGCGGUGAGCCGGCAGGGAACGGUGGCCGGUUACGGCAUGGUGGCCCGGGAGAGCGUGCAGCCCGGGGAGCUGCUGUUCGCCGUGCCGCGGGCCGCCCUCCUUUCGCAGCACACCUGCUCCAUUGGCGGCCUGCUGGAGCGAGAGCGAGGCGCGCUGCAGAGCCAGUCGGGCUGGGUGCCGCUGCUGCUGGCGCUGCUGCACGAGCUGCAGGCGCCGGCCUCGCCCUGGAGCCCCUACUUUGCGCUCUGGCCGGAGCUGGGCAGAUUGGAGCACCCCAUGUUCUGGCCUGAGGAGGAGCGCAGGCGACUGCUGCAGGGCACAGGGGUACCGGAGGCCGUGGAGAAGGACUUGGCCAACAUCCGCAGCGAGUACUAUUCCAUCGUGUUGCCCUUCAUGGAAACCCACCCGGAUCUUUUCAGCCCCAGGGUUCGCUCCCUGGAACUCUACCGCCAGCUCGUGGCUCUUGUGAUGGCCUACAGCUUUCAGGAACCGCUGGAGGAAGAGGAGGAUGAGGAGCCAAACUCCCCUUUGAUGGUGCCUGCUGCGGACAUACUAAACCACUUAGCCAGUCAUAAUGCCAAUCUAGAAUACUCUCCCAAUUGUCUUCGGAUGGUGGCCACUCAGCCCAUUCCUAAAGGCCAUGAAAUUUUCAACACUUACGGGCAAAUGGCUAAUUGGCAACUGAUUCAUAUGUAUGGUUUUGUUGAACCAUAUCCUGACAACACGGAUGACACAGCUGACAUUCAGAUGGUGACAGUUCGUGAAGCAGCAUUACAGGGAACAAAAGCUGAAGCUGAGAGACUCCUACUGUAUGAACGCUGGGAUUUCUUAUGUAAACUGGAAAUGGUUGGGGAAGAGGGAGCCUUUGUGAUUGGGCGUGAGGAGAUACUCACUGAAGAGGAACUGACCACCACACUCAAGGUACUGUGCAUGUCUGCUGAGGAGUUCAGAGAGUUUAAAGACCAGGAUGGAUGGGGAGAUAAUAAAAGGGAAGAGGACAGCCUGACAAUCACAAAUAUCCCGAAACUCAAAGCAUCAUGGAGACAGCUUCUUCGGGACAGUGUUUUGUUGACCCUGCAAAACUAUGCCACAGACUUAAAAUCUGAACAAGAUUUACUAGGUAACAAGGAGGUGUACAUGAAACUGAGCUGGAGGGAACAGCAGGCCUUGCAGGUUCGCUAUGGUCAGAAGAUGAUCUUACACCAGUUGUUGGAACUGACAAGUUAGCAGGUUUUGUGUUGCCUGAAGAAACAUCAACAAGAACUUUAUUCUAAGAUAAUAUUCACCGAUGUUUGAAAAAAAUGAAAAUUUGGAUCUUUUGCUUCACUUUUCCUUUAAGUGCCAAAAGGAAAAGUAGCAAAGGUGAUGUGUUAGGGUUAACUCUGAGGUAAGGCGAACUGUUUGAAGAUUGGGCACAGUCUAAAAUUGGAAACUGCUGAUGGUUACUAAGACCAAUAAAUCGUUUAACUGUUUCAUUCUCAGUCUGAACUAGAGUUAGCAGAAAUGUGAUAGUAGUAAGGUCUUGAUCUUUAGUAAAUAGUAAGGUCAUGGACUUUAAAGUAGACCUGGGUCUAUUUUGAGCAAGCUUCUUCCCUCCAAGACUGUUUUUCCUGUUUGAGGGUUUGAUGAGCUAUAUGGCGCUGGCACUCAGCAACUGUUUUACUUCCUCAGCAAUCUGAAGUUUGCUAUAGAUGGCACAGCUCACCUUAAGGGAAGGAACCCUAAGAUAAGACACCAAUGACAUUCAGACCUUACUUGUUAAAAUUUCUAUUUAAUCUUGAACCUUUUUGUCCUCUGUGGCCAUAGAACUUGACAAUCAAAGGUAAGGUAUUUUUUAAGUGGCAUAAAUUUUAAAUAUAUCAAAAUCCCACGAGGAGAAAGGGUAUGAAAAAUCUUUUGUAAUUCUUUCAUCACAGAAACCUGCUCCAGUGAUUUUCUACUGUUGAAACAUGCCAGGUUAGUAGGAAAGAUCUCAUCGUUCAGCAAGAAGUGAUGUUUCCUCAUGGCCCCAGGCUCUGUGAGACGGGGCCGUCCACUUUCCUCCUCACCACCAGCACUGGCUGCUGCUACUGAGAAAGGCACAGUGGACUCACACGUAUGUCAUGACUUUAAUGUUUUGACUACAGUAUGCAUACACAUACAAGUAAGGGAGCUAGAGCCCAGGAACUAGAAAGGCUACAAAAUACAACACAUGGACCAAUACAUUUACAAAACAUUCAAAAUCUUUACAAAAGGGGCUGUAUUGGUCCUUUUGACUUUUUUGUUGUUCAACAUAGCCUGUAUGGCUAUUCACUGGGAAGGAGGAAGGGCAAUUCAUACACUAUUAGUCCCCUUUCCCACAAUUUACAAGUAUGAAGAGAGAGCUAGGGGCACUUGUAGGCGUGAUGUGGCUUCCCUUUAU